AUGUCAGUUCCAAAUAUCAGCAGCUUGACCCCAGGCUCAUUCAUCCUCAAUGGCAUCCCAGGGAUGGAAGCAGUGCAUAUGUGGAUCUCUCUCCCAUUCUGUACCAUGUAUAUCAUCGCCCUCACAGGGAACUUUGGCCUCAUGUACCUCAUCUACUCUGAGGAUGCUCUGCAUUGGCCCAUGUACAUCUUCCUGUCUCUGCUGUCCUUCACAGAUGUGCUUAUGUGUACAAGCACACUGCCCAACACACUGUUCAUCUUUUGGUUCAACUUCAGGGAGAUUAACUUCCAUGCUUGCCUGGUUCAAAUGUUCUUUGUACACACCUUCACAGGGAUGGAGUCUGGGAUGUUCAUGCUCAUGGCCCUGGACCUCUAUGUGGCCAUCUGCUUCCCCCUACACUAUGGUACCAUUCUCACCAACCACAUCAUCGCCAAGGCUGGGCUUCUUACCUUCCUGCGGGGUGUGAUGCUGGUCAUUCCUUUUACUUUGCUCACCAAAAGGCUUUCCUACUGCCGAGGGAUUAUCCCCCACACCUACUGUGACCACAUGUCUGUGGCCAAAGAGUCCUGUGGCAAUGUAAAGGUCAAUGCUGUCUAUGGUUUGAUGGCUGCCCUGCUCAUUGGGGUCUUUGAUAUUCUCUGUAUCACUGUCUCCUACACCAUGAUACUCAAGGCAGUGAUUAGUCUGAAAUCUGCAGAUGCUAGGCAGAAGGCCUUUGGGACAUGCACAGCUCACCUCUGUGCCAUUGUCAUCACUUAUGUCCUGGCUUUCUUCACCUUCUUCACCCACCGCUUUGGAGGCCACACCAUACCUCCUCACAUUCACAUCAUUAUGGCCAAUCUUUAUCUGCUCCUGCCUCCUACGAUGAACCCCAUUGUCUAUGGGGUAAAGACUAAGCAGAUUCGGAACUGUGUCAUUCGAUUCUUCCUACAGAAAAAAGAUGCUUCUUCUCAAAGCAUAUGA
Messenger RNA from Phascolarctos cinereus (koala), 963 nucleotides. Its product is annotated as olfactory receptor 52N1-like. Lineage: Eukaryota; Metazoa; Chordata; Mammalia; Diprotodontia; Phascolarctidae. Gene Ontology annotation, cellular component: plasma membrane. The record is from RefSeq and is a predicted model, not a curated record. Gene Ontology annotation, biological process: G protein-coupled receptor signaling pathway. Gene Ontology annotation, molecular function: olfactory receptor activity.